CUCUAUUCAGCCGGGGAUAAAAUUUUCACAGGGGAAUACAUUUGUUUGGCCUAAAGGUUAUCCAUUUAGACAGAAACUUUCUUGGCUCUGCUGAGAUGACUGAGACGAGAUGUUCACGAGUCCUGGAUGGUUUUGAUCUGGAGCUCUUAAAGUUUGAUCCAGUGAUUGCGCGGGGAGUUCCUUAGAAAAUAUCUGACAUUUAAUCCUCUCAGACUAGUGAGCGAAUGGGAUUUUUUUUUCUCAAUUUAUCAAGAUGGGGAUUUUUGUUGAAAAAUCCUCUCAGAUGUUUGUCACCCCUGCACAGGGGGAGCUGGUGGGUGGCUCAAAGCGUUCAGCCUACUGCCAGGGAUUUAUUAUACAGGCGCCCCAUCCCUCCAAUCCACGGCCUGCUCGCCUCAGAGUGGCACACCCACCACCCCGCCGUCACUGUGGGAGAGCUGGGGCCUUCUGGGCUUCCUGGUCCUCGGCUCCGCCUCGUCUCGAUCUGGCCGGACAGGGGGAAAACACUUCUCAGUUAAAAGAACAAAAGCAACAACGGGCGGACGGAGGGGGGACGAUCUAACGGCGACUCGGAUUCAGACUCGGACUGGAGAUCUGUGCCACCUCGGGCAGGAAUCAGCCGACGACUCCAACUCCUCAGACGGGCGACAAACUUGGUCGCGUCGCAUCUUUGUAUCCCGACGGUAAUCCGUGGAGACGCUUGGUAAAUAAGACGAGGGUCAAACAAACAGGCGGACGGUAUUGUCUGCCCCCCACCCCCCGGUCUCCCUCGAAACUUCGGCCGUUAAAAAAAAAAAAAAAAGCGCAGCGGUGCCGAGGAAACUCUGGCUUUCCUCGGUUUUCCUUUCGCUCAGACGGACCUCAGGGAUAAAAGGCUGCUUGGACCUUUUCGGUUUCUGUUGUGGUAUCUGCCUUUGUGAAGAGGCUACACACUUAUCUUUCAGGACCGAGAACUUGGAAGUGGAACAAAGCCUGACUGGGAAGGGGUGAGAAAGUAGACUGUGAUGGAUUUCUCAUGGAUGCCCGUUCCUUCUGCUCCCACCCUUUGCGACCAAUCCCCCAACUCGCGCAAAACAAAAGGGAAGGAACCUAUUUUGAUAGCCCAGAUGGCAACAUACACUGAACAUAAUGGCCGGAACGGACUUCUUGUGGGCCUGAAGGAGCCCUUACAAGGGAAGGUGACGAAGACAGAAUGUGAAGCAAAGCUUGAAGCUGAACGCUCCUCCAAAGAUUUGUGCCAUUCUGCCAGCUCGGCUGAAAGUAACACAAGCGGUGGGCCGAGUUUCACCACCAACAACAACUCUGUCGUGUGUCUUCCUCUGGUGUCGGAGGGACUCAAACUGGUGUGGACACAGUCUGAUCAGACCCGUGAACUUGACACGAUCCCAGAGCUGGUCCAGGCUUUUAACUUAUUUCCGUACCCAUCAUCUCACGAGGUCAGUGCCCUGGCUCGGGCAUGUGCCUUGCCCCUGGACAAAGUAAAAGUGUGGUUUAUGGUGCAGAGAAUCAAAUAUGGUAUUAGCUGGUCCUCGGAGGAGAUCGAGGAGACACGAAGGAAGCUGGCUGUUCCUGAGAUUUAUGAAGACACUGCGGAAACAAAUGAAGAAGCCGCCGCGAAGACCAAGAGCAAAAGUUUUGAGCAGCUGGUAAUUGACGACAAGGAAACCAAUGAAGAGGAAGCUGCUUUGUCGAGCCUCAUCCCCCACAAGAAAACACCAAAGUGUGAAUCACCAGAUUCAUAUAAACCAGCCAAAACUAGUGCCCCGUGUUUCAGUUCCACCCUCCCACCUCCUCAGGAUUCUUACUUCUACCGCCCACCAGCAGACCAACCAACUAGCACAGCGACUGAUGUCUCCCUUGACCUUUCUGACUCGUCUACGCGACAGCACCGUCAUGGACGCUACAAAAAGUCCAAAGUUCAGCUAGCUGCCCUUCGCAAAAGUUUUCUGAGGGAGAACUGGCCCGCUGAAGCAGAGCUCAGACGUUUGCAGGAAGAGACCGGACUGAGCCGUAACGACAUACGUAAAUGGUUCAGCGACAGUCGUUAUCAGUUACGAGUUGGUCGAGGCAGCCUGGCAGCAGCCCAGUCCUAUUCUCACCACAGCGUCGUAGUAAGUAAACACGAUCCACAACCUCUUCCUCUUAUUACCCAGAAGACUCGUCAGCUGAACGGGGCAAAAGGCCUCGAGGCAGCGCGCAGCAAUGGGAUUAGAAAUUCGCAUUUCUUUCAGACCUUUUUGACAAACAGCCUGGAAGCAUUCGGGGACAGGGUCCCUGACACUCAAGAGGGUGACGUUGUGGAGGAACUUUCUGGUGACGGGGACAGUUUUAAAGAUGAGGAACAAAGUGAAGAAGUACCCUUACAGCUGACCAAGACCUGCAAGGCUGAGGCAGACGUCCCCCAGGAACCGUCGAGUGUAUUAAAAUCCUCUCCCUAUUCUUCCCCCUCCGGCAGCCCGCCACUGACUGCCUCACCUAGUAAGCCACUUUCAAACAGAACCAGCACAUCAAAGAAGUCCGCCUACUCAGCCAAAACCAGUCCCUCACAAACACCAGUGAGCUUCUCAGGGGCUUCUACGUCCACAUCCGCAUUCUCCCCCCUCACUCCUGCGGGGCGACCCAGAAAGACCAAGGAGCAGUUGGAUGUAUUAAAGCAGCACUUCUUGCGUUGCCAGUGGCCCAAGAGUGAAGAUUACACUGAACUUGUCAAGCUUACAGGUUUACCCCGGGCCGAUGUCAUCCAGUGGUUCGGCGACACGCGGUACGCCGUCAAAAACGGCCAGCUGCGCUGGGUGAAGGGGGUCCGCGACCAGUUCAUGGCGGAGCUCGCCCUCCAGCAAAGCAGCAGCGGCGUGACGAACGGAGGUGGGACGUCCACUCGGCCCGGCGGGAGUCGCAAAAGAAAAGCUCAAGCGAACGGCAGAAGUACAGAUUCCCCCGAUCUCCAGCCCUUGGCAGCAUAUUACCUUUCAACAGGCACACUUCACGAAAAAGACCUUGACACUCUAUGCAAGAAAUCGAGAAUGAGCUACCAGCAGGUGAGAGAUUGGUUUGCAGCUCAGGAUGUUGGGGAGAACGACCAAGAACACGUUGAGACUUCAGAACAUUUCUAAAAGUUGGUGAAGGACUUCUCACAUCUUGUGCACCAACGAGCAUAACUAUUACCUGGGUUUAUAUUGCUUUAACUGAGGCAGGUUUGUAACAUCUAGUCUUCCUAGUUCAAGCCCAAAGUGAGGUUUGUGUUUUUAUAUAUGCUGCAUUCCUUGCUUAUCCUAAUAUAUUUGGACUUGAAUUAUAAUUGUUCUGCAUGUGUUGCUCUAAAUAGGACAGUAAUUUGUACACUGGUAUGCUAUAUUUUUUUAGCUUAUUGCUUUUGUCUAGAUAUCACUACUACAGAUUUUUUUUUUUUAGUAUGCUAUUGUGGCAGUAUAAUUUAAACUGCUUGUACUUUUGGUACCUGGCUGAUGAGCAGAUGAUUGACUGCUCCAGAAAAAAAAAAUGUCUACAUUGAAUUUGUUGACUGAUCACUGUGUGUAAUCAUUCCUUUACAGCCAAUAAUUCUUUGUCAUGAAAUGCACACUGGACAUAUUGCACUUUGGUUUUAGAGCCUGCUGCCAUUAUGUUGAUUAAGUCCAACUAUUUCACAAAACCUGCAACCUACGAUCAUGCUUUUCAGAAGAAAAGGAUGGUACAGAAAAUGCAGUUACAUGUAAUAUCUACAACAUUUCUGAAAUACAUUCCCUUGUUCCCUUUUAAACUUUGUGCUGUAAUACUUGACUUACUAUUUCAAUAGCCAUUUGCAUUCAACUGCACCACUGUAACCAGAAAGGUUACCAGUACUAAGAAGCAGCAACCACAUCCAUCAUCUGACAUUAUGAAGAUGUGAUUCAGUCAGUAUUUUUGUCUUAAUAGGUCUAGGGUGUGACUUCAUGCUUUAUAAUAUAGAUGAACUAGGUUAAGUUAACUGAUGGAGGUCCACAUAUUGUAUAAGUAGGAUUCAAAUCCAAAGAAAAAAUACAAUUAUGUCUGUCAACUCACAUUGUGAAAUAUAGCACAAUUAUACGUUGAGGUUAUCGGUUCUUGUAUUUAUUAGUUAUUUCCUACAUUGCUGUGUUUUAAGAACUCCACACUCUAAAGUACUUUUCGUAGUUGACCUACAGAGGUUGAAGUGGGUUUUUAAUGGAGUGAGAGUUGAGUUCCUUAGAAAUUGUCUGGACAAAGAUUAGGUCGCCAGAAAUUUGACAAAGCAGUGUUCAACAUUUUGUUCUGUCUUCCUGUUUAGUCAUGAAAAGCUAAUUCGAGUGUCAUGUCGUGUGGAAAUGUCCAUAACGUAGUGUCUUCCUUUGCAGAUGUUUUCAAUGUAAUUUUUUUUUUUUUUUUUUUCUCUGUUUGAAAAACUUCUCAUUUGCACAAUUGUGUCACUGGAAACCAGUAAAAGAUUUGCCUUUAAAA
Mugil cephalus (flathead mullet) is the source of this 4452-nucleotide messenger RNA. RefSeq names its product homeobox and leucine zipper encoding a (gene homeza). The transcript has 3 exons. Gene Ontology annotation, cellular component: nucleus. Gene Ontology annotation, molecular function: DNA binding; DNA-binding transcription factor activity, RNA polymerase II-specific. Lineage: Eukaryota; Metazoa; Chordata; Actinopteri; Mugiliformes; Mugilidae. The coding region runs from base 1005 to 3113 and encodes 702 amino acids. The record is from RefSeq and is a predicted model, not a curated record. Gene Ontology annotation, biological process: regulation of transcription by RNA polymerase II.